This is a messenger RNA of Oncorhynchus tshawytscha (Chinook salmon), 3242 nucleotides long. RefSeq names its product protein unc-119 homolog B. NCBI's taxonomy places the organism in Eukaryota, Metazoa, Chordata, Actinopteri, Salmoniformes, Salmonidae. Gene Ontology annotation, biological process: cilium assembly; lipoprotein transport; nervous system development. Gene Ontology annotation, molecular function: lipid binding. The record is from RefSeq and is a predicted model, not a curated record. Gene Ontology annotation, cellular component: cilium. The transcript has 5 exons. The coding region runs from base 158 to 895 and encodes 245 amino acids.
CAUGGCAACUGUAAAGCGUGUGAUUACAAAAACAAGUGCUUGACCCAUCGUCAGCGAGAAGCGGAGGUUCUUCAUUCGACAUCUACGGCGCCAUCUUAUUGCUUUGAGCGAGGUAGACCGAGACAAAUAGACAAGGUUGUCAUCAUCAUUGGUAAUUAUGAGCGGAGCUAAAGCUCGCAUCGACCCGCCUGUUGCUGCUGAGAAUGUCUCGAUCACUGGGCACAGUUCCGCGGCUGCUGCGCGGGAGCGCAAGCCAGGUGGAGAGGUUCUGAAGAGACUCAAGUCUCGGCAAAGCCAGGUGGAUAGUAGGCCCGUCACAGAAGAUGAUCUUCGAACACAAGUUGGCCACAUCACCCCUGAAGAGGUCCUACGAUUGCCGGUUGCUACUCGGGGGUACCUGUGUAAACCAGAGGACAACAUCUUCGACAUAGAUUUUAUCCGCUUUAAAAUCAGAGACUUGGAGACAGGGACUGUGUUGUUUGAAAUUGCCAAACCACCUCAUACGGAGGAAGAUGAGGAGAAUGGAGAGGGAGACAUGAGUGCCGGGCGUUUUGUAUGCUACCAGUUCACCACUGCAUUCCUACGACUGAGGACUGUGGGAGCCACGGUGGAGUUUACGGUUGGUGACCGCCCUCUGAACAGCUUCAGGAUGAUUGAAAGGCACUACUUCAGGGAUCACCUCCUGAAGAGCUUUGACUUUGACUUCGGCUUCUGUAUCCCCAACAGCCGCAACACCUGUGAACACAUCUACGAGUUCCCUCAGCUGUCUGAGAGCUUGGUUCAUCAGAUGGUGGAGCAUCCCUACGAGACGAAGUCGGACAGCUUCUACUUCGUAGACAACAGACUGGUCAUGCACAACAAGGCAGACUACUCUUAUAGCGGGGGCAGGCGUUGAGUGUGUUAUGUGCCUGUGUGUGUGCGUGUGUGUAUGUUUGUGUGUGUGCUGUGCCAAAGCGUUUACUCACACAAACAGACUCUCACCCAAGUGUUGAGUACUGUAAGUUUAACAAACUCUAUUGUCAUGGAAUAGCUGUAUGGGCUAGCAUGGAAAAGUUUAAGAACAGCAAGACAGAUCCACAUUAGGGCCAUAUAGACUGCUGGCAGUGGUAUGGCAACAUUCUGCCAUAUAGACUACUGGCAGUAGUAUGGCAACAUUCUGCCAUAUAGACUGCUGGCAGUGGUAUGGCAACAUUCUGCCAUAUAGACUACUGGCAGUAGUAUGGCAACAUUCUGCCAUAUAGACUACUGGCAGUGGUAUGGCAACAUUCUGCCAUAUAGACUACUGGCAGUAGUAUGGCAACAUUCUGCCAUAUAGACUGCUGGCAGUGGUAUGGCAACAUUCUGCCAUAUAGACUGCUGACAGUGGUAUGGCAACAUUCUGCCAUAUAGACUACUGGCAGUAGUAUGGCAACAUUCUGCCAUAUAGACUACUGGCAGUAGUAUGGCAACAUUCUGCCAUAUAGACUACUGGCAGUUGUAUGGCAACAUUCUGCCAUAUAGACUACUGGCAGUUGUAUGGCAACAUUCUGCCAUAUAGUGCUUUGUCUUUCUCCCACCAAAAAUGAAAUGUGUCUCAGCUAACCAAGUGAUUUAUGUUAGUGUGUAAAAGGACAGUUAAUGUACUGUCAUACUCAUGAAGGACCAGACAAUGCCCACAUACAUACAGACAGGCAGACUGACAGGCAAAUAGGCUGACAGACGUAGAAACAAUCUCCCUCACUCCCUCCUUCCCUCUCCCUCUCUCUCUAUUUCUCUCUCUGUCGUUACCUGCUGUGCCCACCCGCCACUCUAGAUGUAUUAAUAAGAGAGGAAGGGGGAAGACACACACAAACCCACUCACACACACACUCACUGUCAAACACACAUGCCAGCUCACUCACAUACAGUGCCUAGUGAAAGUCUACACACCACUUGCUUGUCCCCGGCAGGGACUGGUGAGUUUGUCAGGAUCAAAAUAAAUAUGAAACAAGCAAAUUCAAGGUAAAAAGUUAGAGGAAAACCUGCCUCAGUCUUCUGAAUACCCUGGUGUCAUGACGGUCUGAUAGAGUUUAUUUUACAGCGAGACAAUUACACCAAUGUUAAUGCCAAAGACACACCAGAAUGGCUUUCAAAGUGGUGUUGAGUGUUUCUGAAUGGUCCAGUCUCAGUCCUGACUUAAAUCUGCUUGAAAAUCAGAGACAAUGUUUGAAUAUUGCUGUCCAUCAAUGAUUCCCUACCAAAUGUACUGAGCUUGAGCAAUUUUGACAAAAACAAUGGAUAUAUGUUGCCCUAAGAGUUGUGCAUAGUUGGUAGAAUCUUAUUCAAAAUUAUUGACAGCUGUAAUUGCUGCCAAAGUUGCUUCCACCAAAUAUGAACUAUGGGGUCUGAAGACAUCUUCAUUUUUAAUUUAAAAAGUUCUAUACUUUUUCUUUCACUUUGAAAAUGUGGAGCUUGUUGUGUAUAUCAGUAGGAAAUAAAAACUAAAUGUAAUCUCUUUUUGAAAUAUUUCAUUUGAAGGCAGAAAAUGUGACAACUGUGCAAGGGGUGUAUAGAUUUUCACUAUUUUCACUAGGCAAGGACUUUCACUACACCCCCUCCCAGAGAGACCUACUGUAGCAUGUCACCUGAAUGUACUUGCAUUCAAAUUCAACUUUAUUUAUAGUGCAUCUAAACAUGCAGGUCCAAUAACAUACUUCACAAACAAGUUGAUCAGAGGAAGGACUCUUACGUUUACAGUCAAAUCGGAUUCAGAACGAAAUAAUCUAAAGCAGUAACAGACAGGUAUUGCAACUACAACAUUUCUGUACAUAAUUUAUCCUUUAUUUUUGGUGUCCUUCAGUGAUUUGACAGGCACUUAUAAAUAGAACGUAGUAUUAUAUUUUUAUUUAUACAAACUGAAAAGACAGCCCUGGUCAGAAAAUUGUCAACAAUUAUAUAUGUGGUCAUCUAGGAUACAGUUCUUUACACAACUCUUGAUUGUAUUAAUAUGGCAGGUUCACACUUUUAUUACCAUGUUUUAUCAUGUUAUAAAGUAAAAAGUUGUAGUGUUUUUGAUUGUUUCCUCAAGAAACACCAAAACUGCAUGAGGCAUCAAAAUGUGUGAAAUAUAUAUGGAUUUUAGGGAAAUUGGUGAUAGAUCUUUGUUAGAGAUAGCUAGAAAUCAAAUAGUGUAUCCUUUUGUGUUUUGUAAACUACUGGUGUCCAGGGUUAAGUGAAUACUGGUAUAAAAAAAUGUAUCCAAAAUAAACAUGUGAAUUUUCAAA